This is a messenger RNA of Penicillium diatomitis, 2031 nucleotides long. Its product is annotated as DUF3292 domain-containing protein. The record is from RefSeq and is a predicted model, not a curated record. The coding region runs from base 1 to 2031 and encodes 676 amino acids. Lineage: Eukaryota; Fungi; Ascomycota; Eurotiomycetes; Eurotiales; Aspergillaceae. The transcript has 5 exons.
AUGGAAGACGGAGACAAGAUUCCAACCUGGAACUCGGUGACUGAGCCAGGUCCCCCUAUUAACGCAAAAGUACAGGCUGGCUACGACAAUGCGGAGAGGAAUGAGCCUGAAGGGCCGACAGACAGCCAUGUCUUGUCGCAGGUUGAGCCAGAGGAGAAAGGCAUUAUUCAAAAGAUGGGCGACACGAAUGAUAUUAGUGAUGUCGGUUGGACAAAUCUCGAGCAUCACCGCGAGCAACUGAUCGCAGGCCUUUCGAACGAAGAUGCCUUUAUGCUGAUUCGGCGAUUCAACAAGCAAGUGUACAAUGUCAAAGCUGUCUCGAAGGCCCCUUUGCAAAAUCUUGAUCUGACGCGCACGGAUGAAGACGAGUUCUCGCCUGAUAAGCUGCGUGCAACAAUCGAACGCUUUUACACAACUGUCGUCGUAAAGCUAACGAGCGGCGUCAAACACAUCGCGCGGCUGCGAUCGUGGAGGGAACCUAGACGGACGGCCGCCUUCUGUGCAGUUUACGCUAUUGCUUGGCUCUUGGAUCUUCUGUUGCCCACAUUCUUUGCUGGUCUGAUACUUCUGAUUGUUUACACACCGGCGCGAGCCGUGAUGUUCCCACCAGCACCUAUUGCUUUGGUGAACAAGGACACCGGUGGAGUACAAAAACCCAAAGCUGGGAUGCUCGGCUCCAAGGACAGUAUCACUGGCGCCCCACAAAGCUACAAGGGCGAGGCAGCCGAGCGAGAAGCGAGUAAUUUAGUGGCCGGUAUCGCCAGCGUUGCAGUGGGUAGUGCGGUCGGGAAGCACGAGCAAGGAGUUCCAGACGAGGCACCUCUGGAAGAUGAUGUUCCCGAUGCGUCGGAAAUGGUAUUCCAAUCCGCGGAUGCUCAAAGCAAAGCACACGGACACGAACCCUCCGAGCAUCAUGACAAAACCCGCCAACCGAUGAAACAGUCCGUGAUGGAGGGAGCCAACAUGAUGAUGUCGAUCGUGACCGAACUUACGGAUACGUUUGAGAAAUUUGAGAAUGCCUUAUCACCUACGCCACCAUUUCCAAUUCAGACACCUCGCCUGCGACUGGCAGCGGCCUUAGUCCCUGCUUGCAUUCUCUCGCUCUGUACCUCAGUCUAUGUCUUUCACAAGGUAGCUGGACUAGGUGUGGGUCUGGGCUUCUUUGGUGAUCCUCUCAUCAACCGUGGCCUCGCCAUAUUGAACGAAAAGUAUCCUCACUGGCAGAGACUGCUGAAGCCUCAAAACUCCAUAUUGAAGGGAAUCCCCACAAAUGCACAGCUGACUCUUACCCUCCUGCGUAUUGGGGAGAAGAACGCCUCGCCUUUGCCACCUCCCCCUAGCUCACAUCCCCACGACACUGCUCGACGGGCCUCGAUAAAGGAAGAGGAACGUACUUUGGCCGCCACAGACGCAGAGAUUGACCAUGCAGCGACUCCUCAGGCGCCACAAGAGCCGGCAAACAGUGAAGACUCGUCCGAAGCACCUCGCAAGAAGUCCCUUGGAUCCAAGAUUGUGGGCUUUUUCCGAGGUACUACCAGAACUGGCGUUGAAAGUAAGCAAGCUGUGGAUCGCGCGCGGGCAGUUGUUGGCUCUCAUCAUGCCAAGAAUCGAAUUGGUGUGCUGCACACCAAGGGAGCCCCUCCAACGCCAAUUGGACCGACCAAGUUCAGUGCGCGAUACAAGGGCCACCGUGGAGCUGUCAUUCUCGACUCGACCAUGACGCCCCCUACACUAUACUUUACUACCGAUGUUCCCGAAAGCGAUGAUAUCUCGCCACUGGACCGCAAGAAGGGGUCUGUACUGUUCAGUAUGCCCAUCUCCGACAUCCAGGAGAUGAAAAAGCUUGGAGGCAUGGGUUGGAAGGGUAAAUUGGUAGUAGGAUGGGCGAUUGGUGAAAAGGAAGUGAUGGAUGGCAUACUUCUUGGGGGCAAGUACCCGGGACAGUCUUACCGGUUGACUGCCAUGAAGAUGCGCAACGAGCUCUUCAACCGGCUGAUUGCCAUCGAUGGACAGGUUUGGGAGAGCUUUUGA